Messenger RNA from Rhizoctonia solani, 537 nucleotides. RefSeq lists its product as uncharacterized. Gene Ontology annotation, cellular component: cytoplasm. The coding region runs from base 1 to 537 and encodes 178 amino acids. NCBI's taxonomy places the organism in Eukaryota, Fungi, Basidiomycota, Agaricomycetes, Cantharellales, Ceratobasidiaceae. Gene Ontology annotation, molecular function: protein serine/threonine phosphatase activity. Gene Ontology annotation, biological process: peptidyl-serine dephosphorylation; G1/S transition of mitotic cell cycle. The record is from RefSeq and is a predicted model, not a curated record. The transcript is spliced from 6 exons.
AUGGAAGGCCUGUUGCACUACCUUGAUUACCUCAACCUCGCGGCAUCUGAACCCAAUAGAUUUAUCGAUGGCGAGGUCUUGUGCGUACACGGAGGACUAUCACCCGAUAUCCGAACACUCGACCAAAUCCGCGUUCUGACACGAGCCCAGGAGAUCCCCCAUGAGGGUGCAUUUUGCGAUCUUAUGUGGUCGGACCCGAUGAUGAUUCCUGCAUGGGCAGUGAGCCCAAGGGGUGCAGGUUGGUUAUUCGGAGGCAAUGUGACACGCGAGUUCAAUCACGUAAACGGGCUCAAAUUGAUUGCUCGCGCGCACCAACUGGUACAGGAAGGCCACAAAUACAUGUUCAACACUUCACUGGUGACAGUUUGGUCGGCGCCAAACUAUUGCUACCGAUGUGGUAAUCUGGCCUCUAUCAUGCGAUUCCACGAGGACGGAACAAGAGAUUUCAUUGACUACGGCCCUGCACCUGAGAAUGAACGCGAUAGGGGAAUGCCGUUACGACGAAUAGGUGGGGCAGGUGCACAGUAUUUUAUGUAG